Messenger RNA from Tyto alba (common barn owl), 10502 nucleotides. It is a transcript of the gene ZBTB38, whose product is annotated as zinc finger and BTB domain containing 38. Gene Ontology annotation, cellular component: nucleus. Gene Ontology annotation, biological process: regulation of transcription by RNA polymerase II. Gene Ontology annotation, molecular function: DNA-binding transcription factor activity, RNA polymerase II-specific; protein binding; RNA polymerase II cis-regulatory region sequence-specific DNA binding. The transcript is spliced from 9 exons. Lineage: Eukaryota; Metazoa; Chordata; Aves; Strigiformes; Tytonidae. The coding region runs from base 4526 to 8122 and encodes 1198 amino acids. The record is from RefSeq and is a predicted model, not a curated record.
GCGGGCGCUGGCGCGGGGUGCAGAGCCGCGGGGCCCUGCGUCAGGGGAGCCUGGCAGCGCGGGGGCUCCCUCGGUUUGGUGAGAGGCAGGACGUGGCACAUCGUUCCCCUUGUGUUGUCACGGAUAGAAACGGCGGCUCGGUAAGGUCCGUCACGUGCAGGUGUGACAUAACAGACUCUUGGAUCGGGAGCGAACCGGGGCUAAUACCAGUUAAAUCACACCACGUCACACGGGAAUCAGACACGUUGUGGUUUCUGAAAAUGUUUUAUUGCUUGCACUUAGAAGAUGCUUUCUGGAAUCUCCCUGGACAAAUGGAAGGCCAUAGUACUCCAUAAAAACAGCAGUGAUCCAAUCUCAGAUGCAGAACUGAGUAAUAAGCAGUGAGAAUGAGUAGUGCUGCUGCAGAAGGAUUACAAUUAGGCCAGAAUCAGAGCUGUUCAUUCAGUCUCCUAACAGGGGCUUCCAGCACCUUUUAGAACACCCUGACUCGCCUAAGACAUCCAUAUGAGGCUGUCAGGAUAAGGAGACCCAUGUUCUUCUGGAGCACAAUGUGAUUGAAAAGUGGGACACUGUAUAGCUGCCUGAUUUUAGACGACAGCACUUUAGUAUCUGCAUUGACCUCCAUGAUGUCAGAAUGUCAUUGUGCAACCGUAGCUAAGAAAAGCCUCUGAGAAAAAAAAAAAAACAAAGGAGCUUUGCAUCUUCCAAUAACAUGAGAUGUGCAUAUACAGUGGACUCAGCCAUUGCACACGCAGAUUUUGAUAAGAGUUUGAAAUUCCUACUACUAUAUCACUGUAGAAUUUGGAGUUUGCUAACAGUGUUAGUGACUGGAGCUCAUCUUGCAUCACCAGUUGAUGACAAUUUUCUUUGUUCCCUCCCACCCAGUUGAACCAAGACUCUGUAGCUGAUACGCAAUGUCACUUACAACAUUAAUCAGAUACUGCAUUUAAGGUAGGAGGCACGUCGAAUCUAUUUUUAACUCUUACGCAGUCCACGUUGUGCAAUGGGCUUUGGUUGUUGAGUUUAUAUUUUCAGCUGUGAUAUCAAUAGGCUGAUUUUCAGUAAAUGUGACAAGUGGCCUUUGCAGUGGUCAGCUUCAAGCUUUGAACCCUCUGAGGAGGAGAGAAAAAAAAAAAAACAACCUUGUGUUGCAGUUUCGGAAAACCUUGGAUGAGGACAUUUUUUUUUCCCCACUCCUGCUUUCCCUAUUGAUAAACUCGGUUCUCCUGAUCACGGUCUAUUCAAGCUGCUUCCCAUCUGAUUUUUGACAACUGCUUCUAAAAAAUUAUCAAGAAGACCAAGAAUAGAACUUAUCUCCAUCGCUUUACAUAAAAAUGGCUGGGUGCAUUGCCAUGCUAACACUGCACUAAGUGGUGCACGCAGGCUGAUACACAGUAGCCACAAAGUUCACAAAAUUACUGAGAUGGUUUUGCCGAAAAUACCUGUUGAUACCACAUUUAAAAGACUCUAACAGAAGAACAACCUGAUUUUAGGCAGUCUGAAAUACUCUUAAGGAAAGAAUACCAUGUGCCAUGAGUUGCAGAAGUGAGAUUAUCAGACCUCAGCAAAGCAUCCAAACAGCACCACUUCAGUAACGCUGGAACUGUUUUAUACAUUUUAAAGGAGUAAAAGUUUGCUGAUGAUUUUCUCUGUAUCUUGCAAUUUCACCACAUAAGUAAUCCACUGAUAAACUACUUGGACUCUAUUUUAAAAUAACAUAUUUGUGUGAUGUUAUGUGCAAUCAUUUAUAUGUCUAGUGGGAAUUGGUACACAUACGCUAGCAAGGUUGCUAUUUUUAAAGUGUGUAAUUUUUACUGUGGCUUAUACCCUGAAAUCAGGACUGCAGAUGCAGAUAAAUCUUGUCCAACUUCCCACAGAUACCAGUGCCAGUCCAUUCACAUAGGUCUGACUACAGCACCAGUUCCUCCAUUUUCUUUUCAUGCAAUUGGUUCUACAUGAAACAUUAUAAUGAGAAUGUAACAUCCUGGGUGCGGCUAAGAUGGCCUUAUAAAGAAUUUCUUACUCUGAAGAGUAUUUUUAAUACACCAGGAGAUGCUGGGACUGUGAAUUUCAAAUAGCUCAUACUAUUUAUAUAUAAAUGGAAAUUAGCACCUUCAAUUAAAAUACUAGUCACAGAAAAAUUUUUAUUUUUUUAGUGGAUGAGCUGAAAUUGCCUUAAGAAAACACCCUAUCAACUAAAAAAAAAAAAAAAAAAAAAAAAAAGUCCGUUUUCUCCACAUCUAUUACAUUGUCUAUAGAUAUUAAGACUGCCAGAGCAUCAAAUGUAUCUGCUAUACAAAUGAUGGUUAUGCCUCUGAUUUUCAAAACAAUUUUAAAUAACCAAUUUUACUUAAGAUUUAGGAGGAAUUCAUAACCUUAUCUUCCUUAAAUGUUUCAUGUAAUCUAAAAAGAUACUUGUAUUUAUUGUUGCUUGCCUUGCUGCUGCUCACUAAUGCAUUUCUUUCUUUAAAGGAUUACAACAGGUUUAAUUUAAUCCAUAUUAUUGCAUUGUUACGGACAACACAUUUGUCACAAGCACUUCUUAUGAGACUUGUGUCAGAAAUCUUUAUUUAUAUAUAUAUUACAUAUAUGCACCUAGAACAAUAUUAAAGAAACAACAGUAGAUAAGCAAUAGACAAAGUCCAUGUUUAAAAGUAACCUACAUGUGAGUUAUGAAACUCUGCUUCUUAGUUAGGUUGGAAUAAAAAAUAAGGUUGUGAAAACUUUGGGACACACUUUGCUUUUGCAAUCCAUAUUGCUGUGUUCUUCAACUGUUCCACCUCCCAUAGCUGUUGGUAAACAGCUACUGAUAAGAACAGCAGUUUGUCAUGAGAUGAAAGAAACUAUUUUUUGGUAGCAUAGAGUCCAAAGCUAAAAAGAUACUUAUUGCUUCAGUACACAAAUUUAUUUGUAAGAAUUCCAGUGAUCCAGAAGCAGUAAUUAACUCUCCACAGAGAUGUUCAGUAUUUCUAAGAUGUUUUUUAAUGUGGAUUGUGUAAAAUAGUUAAAGAAGAGGGAUGUACACGAGUGUUAAAUUACAACAAUUUCCUGACAAGAAUAAAUUUAUUUCCAUAUCUUUUAAACAACCAGGAAAGCAUAUGAUAGUUCCAAGGCAGAAUUGCUGGGAAAAAGACCUCCCCUCCUUAUAAUAGUGUAUAUUAAGUUGAUACAGUUUUCUCAGAUAAGCAGCAUUUAUCAUGAAGGAGCUCUAGCAAAGUUCUAACAUCCAGGCCCAUCAAGGGUGACAAUUGUGAAAUUGUUUAUGCUUCUGGAUUUUGUUUAAAAGGAACUGGUUCCUACUAUUCAGUGCUCCUAAGGCAUAGGCUUAAUAUUUGAAAACGAAGUAAACUGUCCAGCAAAACCUCAUACAAUAUAACAUGUAAAAAUGAACACAGGUUAGUCUUAGGCAAAAUUAGUUUUUUCAAGCAAGCUUUAAGACAAAAGCAAAUUGUCACGUUUUUCCAACAGUGUUUUCCAUCUGUCUCAAAGCUGUUUUUCUCUAAACUUUAUGAUUCCAAGUACUGGAAAAACAGGUUUUGCUAACUAUGUAAAGUGGGAGGCAGAGAGAGAGAAUAUAUAGUAAGACUGUACCAAAUAUAUUGGAGCAUCUGGUUAAAUGAAGUGAAGCUAAGCAUUUGUUAGUGGUUAUGAAGCAGUAAUAGUAUUGUUGUGUUUGUUUCCUGAGGCAGUAAAUAAUCUGAAGAAACCGAAAUUUGAAAAUAAACAUCCUCAUGAUACUGUAUGAGUUUCUGUAUAUACUUAAAACAAUAUAUAUAUAAACAGGUAAGGAAAAUAAAGUAAAUGUGACUAGGCUUCAGUAACAAAUGUAAUUUAUUCCAGAUACUGAUUUUUCAAGGAAGUACUUAAUCUGUCCUUUUUAGUGAGAACUUGCAGGAGUUCUGAACGGGACUACGUACCUCCGCAAAUGCUUUCUCCCUAUGGAAAAGGCUUUGAAAGAGAGAAAGAAAGGCAAUAAAAAUCCUUUUGUUCUGUUUAGGAGGAAUUCUAAACGAUGUGGACAAAACUGGACCGAUGACCAUGGAGGGAGGGGUUGGAUAUAGGGCACACUGGAUUUCCUCAUUUUUCUAAAUUUACAGUCCUUGCAUAUAAACAACUUGUCCGAUACGCUCCGUACCCCAGCUGGCUGCGUUAAUUAAGCACAACGCAUUUGCUGUGAAAUAAGCACGUGAAAAAAAAAAAGAAAAAAAAAAAAAAAUAACGCAGCCGCCAGCCGAGGAGGAAGGCGAGCCGGGGCGCUGGAACCAGCCCGCAUUUCACAAGCCACAGGCAAAUCUGAUUACCGGGGAUUAUCGGAGCAAAAUGGCUGCUGCGCCCUGCUGCUGCCGGCCGCGGGCCGCGCGCCGCGGCGGGGCUGGCGGGCGCCGGGGGCCUCGCGCCGCCGGGAAGAUGGCACCUGUCACCGCGCGCUGCGCCCGCGCGCCCGCCGCGCCCGGCCGCUGAGCCGCCGCCGCCGCUGCUGCUGCUGCUCGCCUCUUCCUCCCCGCUUAGCGAAAACCCCGCAGGCAUGGUUUAUAAUCGCCAGAUGACAGUCAUGUCCCAUUCAAAGGAUCUCAAGGACGACUUCCACAGUGACACUGUACUUUCCAUUUUAAAUGAACAGCGUAUUCGGGGUAUUUUAUGUGAUGUCACCAUAAUUGUGGAAGAUACCAAAUUUAAAGCCCAUAGUAAUGUGCUAGCAGCUUCAAGCCUUUACUUUAAAAACAUUUUUUGGAGUCGUACUAUCUGUAUUUCAGGUCAUGUGCUGGAGUUAGAUGAUCUCAAAGCUGAAGUGUUUACAGAAAUACUGAAUUACAUCUACAGUUCCACAGUAGUUGUUAAGAGGCAGGAGACUGUAACGGACCUUGCAGCUGCAGGGAAAAAACUGGGGAUAUCAUUUCUAGAAGAUCUUACAGAUAUUAAUUUUUCAAGUUCCCCCUGCCCCUAUGCAUACUGUAUUAAUGAAAAAGGGACUGUCAAAGAGGAAAAAAACGAAAAGAGACAUGAAGACUCCGCUGUGACAAAUGGACCACGAAUUACGAAUGCAUUCUCAAUUUUUGAAACGGAAAACAGUUUGUUUUCUCCACUUGAUUUGAGGGCAAGCUUUAAAAAGGUAUCUGAGACAAUACAAGCUCCCAACAUCAGCCUCGACAGAAGCGACGCUUGCAAGGAUGCUGAGCCAGCCAGUACACUGGCUGAACAUUCCUAUGCAGUUUCUUCUGGGGGAGAUUCUUUUCAAGGAACACCUUUUCUUGAGCAGGACAGCAGCCCUUCAUACAAGAUGGGUGAAGACCACUAUGAAAAUCUCCAAGCCACACCCCUCACUCAGCCGGGAAAGCAAGCAUGUAGUACUCCUAAAACAGCCUUUAAGCCCCAGGGUACUGGUUUGGCUAUAGCAAAAGUACCGGCCUCUACAGUAACCACUACAGAAGCCCAAAAUGAAACAGUUACUGAUCAGACAAUUAUUUCUUUUCCAAAACCUCAAAAUAAAGCAGGAGAUUUCCAUUUACCCAGAGAAGAGGAAAACAAUUCUGCUAAUGUAUCUGGAUCCACCGCAACUGUCGUUCCACCUGUCUACAGUUGUAACUGUUGUGCACAAUCAUUCAAUGACAGGGCAUUACUCAGUACUCAUCUCCAGCUCCAUCCAGAGCAUCAGGAAACUUUCAUAUGCAAAUACUGCAGCAAACAAUUUGCAAAUCUAAAUAUACUAGAAAGUCAUGAACAAGUCUGCAUGAGAUCCAGUAGCUUAUCAGUUCACAAUGGAAAUGAACAAAAUUUUGCAGAUAACUAUUCUGCUACAGACGGAAGGAAUGGCAGUUCAUUUGCAAACGCAGAGUCUCUAUUGUCUGAAAACAGCAUCACUGAUUACUCUAACACAAACUGCACUUUACCAGAAACAGAUCAUUUGGUUAAAGUUGUUGAUGGGCAGAUACUAUAUACUUGCAUUGUUUGCAAGCGUAGUUAUGUAACACUGUCUAGCCUUCGAAGACAUGCAAACGUGCAUUCCUGGAGAAGAACAUAUCCUUGUCACUACUGCAAUAAAGUAUUUGCAUUAGCUGAGUAUCGGACCAGGCAUGAGAUAUGGCACACUGGAGAAAGACGGUAUCAGUGCAUUUUCUGUCUGGAAACUUUCAUGACUUACUAUAUACUAAAAAAUCAUCAGAAGUCUUUCCAUGCAAUUGACCAUCGUCUCUCAGUAAAUAAAAAGACAGCCAAUGGAGGCUUAAAACCAAGUAUGUACCCAUACAAACUUUAUCGACUUUUACCUAUGAAAUGCAGGCGACUACCGUAUAAGUCCUACCGAAAUUCUUCAUAUGAAAACAUUCAAACAAGUAGCCAGGUUAACGAAACUGCUUCUUCUAACUGUUUCAUUCCAAGUUCUCUAAGCUCUGAGCUACCACCGCUGAAUUUUCAAAGUAAUAUAAUAGCAAACAACAGAACUCUUGCCUUGGAUACAUCUUCAUGUAAUGAUACAGCAUCUUCCACAAAUGCUCAGAAUUCUUCCUCUUGGGGAGUAGGUAUCUUAAAUUCUGACCUGCAAAGGGACUUUUUCACAGCUGAAAAAGGAGUUUCCCCUACUGUAAAUGACUCUGGUUCUCAGGAGUGUGAUUCCUCAGCUGUGCCUUUAACUAAUGUGAGUGAAAAUUCAACCUCUGUCAUCAGUUACAGCAGUUCUGCACCCUCUGUUAUAAUGCACAGCAGCAGAGUAUCAUCAGUAAUAAUGCACAGUAAAACAGUUGCUUCUGCAGAAAACAGUAAGACAGAAUCUUCAAAUAAUCUACCCAGUCAGUCUGUAAAUGAUGACUGUAAAUAUGGGUCAGAUAGUUAUGGGAAGUGCAUUACAAAAUCAAAAACUAUUAAGGAAAAAAAGAAAACACUGCUGUACAACAGAGCAGAAACAACUGAGGAUACGCAACACGUCACAGGAUCUGGAGGUUCAUCUGGCAAAACAACAAAUACUGUCCAAGAAUCGAGUAAAACUGAAACGUAUAUUGCAAAGCCUGCCUUACCUGGAACAUCUACUGACAGCAAUGUUGCACCUCUUUGUCAAAUAACAGUAAAAAUUGGUAACGAGGCUAUUGUCAAAAGACAUAUAUUAGGAUCUAAGCUGUUUUGUAAAAGGGGCCAAAAAUCUAAACAUGAGUCCAAACAAGACAACCUAACUGAGGAAUCAGAAGUGGAGAUAAAGGAAAGAAGCCCAUCUAGGCUCUAUAGCUCAGAAUGCGUGGAGCUGACAGAAAUGUGCGAUGACGUAAGUGACCAGGACUCCAGUGAUAAACCCUGGAGACCCUAUUAUAAUUACAAACCAAAAAAGAAAUCCAAACAGCUAAGAAAAAUGAAAAAGACCAAAUGGAGGAAAAAGCACGGAAGCAAGAACACUGUUAUGGAAAGCCACAACACAUGCAGUCGAGAGUAUGCACUCCGGAAUGCUCCUGAGGAAAAGGCAGUCAGUCAAGAAGAGAACAGAGAAAUGCCCAGUCUUCAUUGUGAGCUCUGUGAAAGAGAUCAGUCUUCCACUGCAGAAGUUCAAGAACACGUACACUGGCAUGUAGCUACUUCAAAGCCUUACAUUUGUGAAUUAUGCCAAAAACAAUUUCAAAGUCCAUCCACCCUAAAAAUGCAUAUGAGGAGUCACACUGGGGAAAAGCCCUACACUUGUAAAACCUGUGGUAAAUGUUUCUCAGUUCUUGGAAAUCUGCAGAAACAUGAACGUAUUCACCUGGGCGUCAAAGACUUUGUCUGCCAAUACUGUAAUAAGGCGUUCACUUUAAAUGAAACACUCAAAAUACAUGAAAGAAUUCAUACUGGAGAAAAACGCUACCAAUGUCAGUUCUGCUUUCAAAGCUUCUUGUAUCUUUCUACCAAGAGGAACCAUGAACAAAGGCAUGUCCGUGACCAUAAUGGAAAAGGAUACGCUUGCUUUCAGUGCCCCAAAAUUUGCAAGACAGCAGCUGCUCUGGGAAUGCACCAGAAGAAACAUCUAUUCAAAAGUCCAGGUCCACGAGAUAGAAAAGAACAGUUUUGCAAUGAAAGCACUAAACUUCUGGAAAAUCCACAUUUCCUUGGCUCAGAAGGAAGUGAAGUAAACAGUAUACAAAAUGUAACUCCAGAAGUUAUACUCUGAGUGACAGCUGUGCAAAAGAGAAGAAAAAUCCAAGGCUAUAUAUCAGAGAAAAUAUAGAUGCAUUGAUCAGGGAAACGUCUCCACUCAAAUUAGUAUCAUUUACUCAGAUCAAAUAUAGUUCGUCUAGAUAGGUGUCAAUAUAUGCAAAAGAAGGAAGAAUAACACAGAAAAGAAAAACCAGUAUUUGCAAUAAUACAAACUUAAUGUGAAAGACCCAAAAUACUUUUGCCACAAUACACUUCUAACAUGUAUAGAGAGAGAAAGAAAAAAAAUAUGACCAACCAAAACCCUUCUACUCAGCAUUACAGGAAACUAGUCACUGAACUAUUUUACAGUGCUGUUUUUGAGUCAGAAUCGCUGUAGGCAAAAUAAAUAUGUAGGUUCACAGUGUACUCUGUAAAAGGAAUUUUUGCUGCAGAAACUAUAUAUUGCAUUUUUUAAACAAAAUGUGUUUAUAAACAAAAUAAUUGUAAUCUAGUGUAUUCUAAAGUGAAAGUGGGAAAUGUUUAAUGAACUUGGGUAUGUUGAAGUACAGUUGAGUGCUGGUGUGUUUUUCUGUAACUCAACAUUUAUGAAACAUAUUCAGGAGUUUAAACCUCUUUUCCUUUCCGUAAUCAGUUUUGUAGUUACCAUAAUAACCAUUAAGUCUGAGUGCUUUUGUUGAAAGUAUUCCAGAUUUAUGAUGUCUCUGAGACAUUUAAUAAAGAUUUGGUGGAACUCACAAUAGCCAGUCUUCCAAACUGCAUAGAUUCCAAUGUCAGUGGCCUGGUAGAGCUAUUCGGGUGCAUUUGUCUAAAGAAAAUUGUUCUGAUGAGACAGCCUAGCUUAAAGAAAUUCUGUAUAUAAACAUCCACCUCCUGGUGGGUCUGCAGCUCCUGUCUUUUAGGAGUAUUAUUAUUCUCAGCAGAAGAAGAGGAGACUUAGACAGUCUUCCUCCUCAUCCUGAAAUAAUGCCAGGACAACAAAUGACAGAGCAGUUCCCCGUAAAUACUUUGAUUUUGUAAGGAGUAGGUAAAUACUCAGAUUCUUGCUUCCCUAUGUAUCCCUGAGGCACUCGCUCUUUAUAAACAGGGAUACGGCCAGUUUAUGGGGUUCCUCGUCAUCCCCAUGCCUUAAAUACAACAUCUAACCUUUGUAUGUCCCUCCUCAGUGAUCCCCCUAACCACGCCAGCAUCUGGCCCCAGGCAAGCAUUGUUGCAGUGUCCCUUGGCCCAGCACUGGGGGCCUGUGGCAGAGAGGGGCCUGGAAGGGGUUGCUGGAGGAAGGAAGCAGUGCUGGCCUUUCUGCCUCCCUCAUCUUGCCGCACCAAAGGGUUAUGGUGAGCCUCAUGGCUUCACAGUUUGGUAAGGAUUGGAAGAACAGGCUUCUGAAAGACAUCAUCAAAAUACUACAAUUAAUAUUAUUUUGUGAAAAAGUGAUUAAUUUUAACCGAGAUGAAGAGAUUUAAAAGAAGUCAGAGAGGAUGUAUGUCUACAAGUUGCAUUUUGUAUGAUAGGGCUCUGUUGUACUGUAUCUGCAUUUCCAGUUACUCAUGUAUGUUCAUCUCUGUGAAGUGUUAAAAAAAUCAAGUCAGGACAAAGGUUAGUGAUCCUCAACUUCAUUCUAUGUGCAAAUAUGGUACACAGUUUGUUUACUUACUUCGUCUUCUUGCAUAUUUUAAAAGAAACUAUAGCUUGGGUACAAUAAAACUGCAAUUGAAAUGAUAAUACAGUAUUGAUUGAAGUAAUAAUAUAGUCCACUUAUUUAUUCUAUCAUUGGUGAAUGCUAUGAACCCCUUGAGAUAUUUUGGUUUCAUGGCAGCUUUGGUUCCAUUCAAGUAAGGAUAAUAGAAGCAGAAACACAGAAAAGUACAAUGUUUCAAAGAAAGUACACAAAGAUAUCUUUUAAGUGGACUUGUAUGAUGAUAAUUAUAGACCAAAGCAAAUAAGGUAGAAUAUUUAUAAAGAUAAUUUUACAAAUAUUUUAUAUAACUGUAUAGUUCAUAAGAAAAAUAUUGAUAGCUUGUGUUAGGUUUGGGGGGGUUUGUAUAUUUUGAUAAAAACACAUUGACUUUGUAACUCUGUAUAUUCUCUACAGUUUAUAGCAAAGCAGUUUUAAGACGGCAAUGUCAUGUUUAUAGUUCAAUUGUGGCACUUUUACUACAAGUAAUAUGUUGCAGUAAUGAGUCAAGUCUUAAUGACCAAAUUAGAAUUAAAGUAAGUGUAAGAGAAAGUAAAUACUGUACGUUGUCAAAGACUGUAAUUUGCUACAUAACUGCAUCUGUAUUUUUGUUUAGAAGAAAAUAUUAAAUGCAGAUGUUACGGAUUGAUAAAGAGUCUAAUUUUAUUUUUAGAGAGUGAUUAUAACUCUGUUUUUGCUUAAUUAAAAUAACAUCUUCCUA